Messenger RNA from Lactuca virosa, 1059 nucleotides. Lineage: Eukaryota; Viridiplantae; Streptophyta; Magnoliopsida; Asterales; Asteraceae. The record is from the annotation of a GenBank genome assembly.
AUGAGGCAUGGUGAAAGUAUCGCAUACUACCUAGUUCUAGCCCUUCUUUCAUUAGCCAUCUUCGUCUUCAUCCUCUUAGUUAUCUUCAUCAUAUGGAAGAACAAGAAGAACGCAAACUCAAAUGAGACAGUCCACAAUCAAAGAUCCGAUGAAGAAAGUCCUUCCAUCAAGCUUUGCGCAUCACCAUACACGUUAGUAGAAAUCGAUGUUGCCACAGAUGGAUUCAACGAAAGAAGAAUCAUUGGUAAAGGCAGGUUAGGAACUGUUUACGCAGCAGUGUUAGCAGGAGGUGAAUUAGUCGCAGUCAAACGAAUCCACCCUCGUUUUGUUCUAAGAAAUUGUGGUUCAGGGUUAGGGUUUUCUUCCAUUUUAAAAUGGCUAUCUUUAGCUAAUCACCCUAAUGUGUUAUCCAUAUUAGGGUUUUCUGAAGGUCCUGGAGAAAGAAUCGUUGUAAUGGAGUUCAUGGGCAUGAUGAGUUUGGACUUCUACCUCCAUCAAAACCUUGAUGGUGCAUCGUUAUUGGACUGGGGUAGACGGUUAAGAGUUGCAGCCGGUGUGGCUCGUGGAUUAGAGUAUUUGCAUGAAUUGGUGGCACCAUCUAUAGUGCAUGGUUGUGUCAAGCCUUCAAAUAUCUUAAUAGAUGUGAAGUUUAGUGCCAAGAUUUGUGAUUAUGGUCUAUCUUUUUUAGCACCCAAUGAGAAAGAAGGGAUUGUGGGGUAUGUGGAUCAAGAAUAUUGGCUUGAACCAAGGGGUGGUUCUAAAGAAAGUGAUGUGUACGGUUUAGGGGUGGUUUUGUUAGAGUUGUUGAGUGGUAGGAGAAGUGAAGGGGGGUUGAUUGUAAAGUGGGGUUUGCCAUUGAUUAAAGAAAUGAAAAUGGGUGAGCUUUUAGACCCAAGAUUAAUGGUUCCUAGUGACAUUAAGCCUCUUGUUAGAUUGGCUAAAGUGGCCAGUGCUUGUGUGGGCAACUCUAGGAAGAACAGGCCUUUGAUUGUUCAAGUGGUGGCUAUUUUGAAUGAUUUACAAGAAGAAGCCGUGCUAUUGAGUAAUGGGUCAUUCUAG